AUGCUCCGGCUGCCAUCUUCAGGCAAGAGGGAAGCCUCUCAUCACUUCUCUUUCGGUGCGAACAUCGUGAUCUUCGUAUCGGUCCUCUGGCGCAUCGCCGCAGAAAGACCCGAGUCCGGGCGCCCGUGCUUUCAGAGAUGGGGGCCCUUCAUCCUUACCUUCUUGGGCUGCUGCCUGGUGAUGUGGGAUUUCAUCCGACACAUCCUGCUGGACCAUGGCGGGGUCUUCUUCCCAGAGGAGGUGCUGGCAAUGUAUCGCGACGAUGGCGGAUUGACCACCAUGGGCCGCGCCAGCCAGUUCACGACGAUCACGGGGUUCGUGAUCUUCCUCACAGGGGUGAUCUGGUUUGUCGCUGUUCGGGCCUUGUUUCUGUGA
This is a messenger RNA of Symbiodinium sp. CCMP2592, 375 nucleotides long. NCBI's taxonomy places the organism in Eukaryota, Dinophyceae, Suessiales, Symbiodiniaceae. The record is from the annotation of a GenBank genome assembly.